Molecule: messenger RNA, 1319 nt
Organism: Ilex paraguariensis (yerba mate)
Lineage: Eukaryota; Viridiplantae; Streptophyta; Magnoliopsida; Aquifoliales; Aquifoliaceae
Source: the annotation of a GenBank genome assembly
GUCAGGACAAGCAUGACUAAUCUUCCCCUGGAAUUGGUGUGGAAUCUUAAAGAAGUUUGAAACAUAAAGUCACUUCUCUUGACAUCUUUUUGUCUAUAGCCUAUGGGUCACCAAAUAAUAUGACUAUUGGCUAAGAAAAAUGUGCAAUAUCAAGGUGCGAUGGGGGCAUGUCUAGCACCAUGCAACACAACAACAAAUCUGCAUUUGGAGGAACAAGAAAAGAAAAGCUGAGAGAGUGGGAGAUCUCUAAUCAGCUUAAGGCUAUGAAAGAACAUGAUUGCCUAGGAUUUUACCAAGAUCAUGGCUUUGCCAAGUGCCAACUCUUGAUCUUUUAUGAAUGGGUGCUACUGGGGUCAUUUCAGUGUGCAGUAUCACAGUUUAGGCAUCCUUUGAUUUUGACCAACCAUAAGAAUGAAGUUUGGUUUGUCCAAUUUUCCAAUAAUGGGGAAUACUUGGCCUCGUCAUCAAGUGACUGUACAGCUAUCAUAUGGAAGGUUCUGGAGGAUGGUAAGGUGACCCAGAAACACACACUACGAAGCCACCAAAAUCCCGUGUCCUUUGUAGCAUGGAGUCCUGAUGACACUAUGUUGCUAACUUGCGGAAAUAUGGAAGUACUCAAAUUAUGGGCUGUGGAAACAGGUACAUGCAAGCACACAUUUGGGAAUGAAGGCUUCAUUGUCAGCUCAUGUGCUUGGUUUCCUGACUCAAAGCGACUUGUCUGUGGCAGCUCUGACCCUGAAAAGGGCAUUUACAUGUGGGACUGUGAGGGUAAUGCGAUCAAGGCAUGGAAAGGGAUGAGGAUGCCUAAAAUCUUGGAUCUUGCUGUGACACCAAAUGGAGAAAAUCUUAUCAGUAUUUUUUCGGAUAAAGAAAUUCGGAUAUUGAACGUGGGGACAAAUGCUGAGCGCGUCAUUUCAGAGAAGCAUGCAAUCGCAUCCCUUGCUAUAUCAGGUGAUAGUCAGUUCCUUAUUGUCAACCUUAACAGCCAAGAGAUUCAUAUGUGGGAUGUUGCUGGACAGUGGGGAAAGCCAUUAAAGUAUACGGGCCACAGGCAGCAUAAGUAUGUGAUAAGGUCCUGCUUUGGGGGGUUGAAUAGUACAUUUAUCGCCAGUGGCAGUGAGAAUUCAAAGGUGUAUAUCUGGAAUCGGAGAUUUUCUAGUCCCAUUGAGGUCUUGUCUGGCCAUUCAAUGACAGUGAACUGUGUGAGUUGGAACCCUAAGAGACCACAAAUGUUAGCUUCGGCAAGUGAUGAUCAAACAAUCCGUAUUUGGGGACCAAGCCCUUCUAAGAAGGAGGUUUUGCCUAAGAAGCUUGUUUGA